AUGGAUGACCUGAACGGCCUCAGUUGGAGCUCCAACAGCCCUAGCGAUGUCCCCAAGCCUCCGCCGAUGGGCUCCAGUUAUCUGUUUCCAGCCGCGAGACCCCAAAACGCCUCAGGCCGAUCUACUCCCCUCUCCGCCUCCUCCAGAUUAUCGAACCCCCCUUCGAAGCCUGCCACUCCCAGCGGCGACAGUUUCGCAAACCUAGUAUCCUUUGGGUCCUCGAAUACGACCAGGAAUCUUCCUCUUAUUGAACAACAAAAAAGAUUACAAGAGGAGAAGGCCAGGAAAGAAGCAGAGAACCGCGCACGUCUGGAAGCGCAAUAUGGAGGGCAGAACGCUCAGUUCUGGGACGACUUGGAGAAAGGAGGGAGCAACAAUCCGUUUGCCUCUAGUACAGCACCUUCGCGAAACAACACGGCCUCUCCGGACGAGGACGAUCUUCUCGCCGCCUUCAACGCCUCAGCACCCGUAGAUGCAUCCACCCACUUUCCAGUUCCGAGCCCCAGCCCUUCCCUGAAGGUACCUACAAGCGAGGCACAAAGCGCCAACAAACCGAGUACUUUACCACCGAGAAAUGAUAUGUCUUUCAAUGAUGACGACGAUCCGUUUGGUCUCAAUCAGCUGAAGCCCAAAUCUCAGCCUGCUCCUCUGCUAUCUCAAAACGACGACGAUGACUUCCUGGGCUUGCUAGGCAAGCCCGUUUCCGAGCUUCCACCGCCAGCCCCUCCAAAGGAUUCCCUUCGAGCUGACAGCCCAGACCGUGCUUCGCCUAAACCAACGAACGGGAUGGAUCGUGCCAUCGCGGAACUCGUCGACAUGGGCUUCCCCGCGGACAAAGCUAGCCAGGCUCUUAGAAUGACUUCGUCUGGUACUGAUGUGCCGGCUGCCGUUAGUAUCCUCCUCACCCAGGCGCAUGAAGAGUCCCGGCAAAAAUCCCAGAACAGAUCAGCUCCCAUUGAUCGCCGUUCCGAUCAGUCUGCGCAGAGACCAGAUCGAGAUAUGCCUUCCUGGAUGCAGCCUGAGCGCUCGCACACACCCAAAAGCCGUAAUGAAUCCCGUUCGCCUUCUUCUACGGACAUGGAUCCGUCACAGAUUGCUGCCAAUCUCGGCACCAGUUUCCUGAAGACAGCAAAUUCACUUUGGAAAACCGGCAGCAAGAAGAUGCAGCAAGUAGUCAACGAACUCAACUCCGAUCACGAUCCGAGUCAGCCGAAAUGGAUGCGAGAGGCUUCUAAUUCUGAAGCUGUUCCUAGGGGACGCGCUCAACAGCCAGCCCGCAAUGAUCUGACGGACGAGGCUCUUUUGCUCGAAUCAGGCGGUCCACCGCGGCCCCGCCGUAACCCUACACGUGUCGACGAGGGGCCAGCUCCUCGUGCAGGGAGCGAUUCUCGGCGACAAGAAAGUGGCGAGAGGCGUAUGCAACAGCCUGCCUUCAUGCGGCAACAGUCUACAUCAGAGCCCAGAGAUGUAAAGUCACGGUUGUCAAGAUUUGCAGCUGAAGAGCAGUCCGCACAGGCAUACGUUAGUCCAGCGCGAAGGAAACGGCCAGUUGCUCAAUCGUCAGCCCAGCAAGCCUCCAGUCCGGGCACUGAUUUGUUCAACUCUUCAGUUCAACAAAGUGCCGCGAAGGCAAACCCCCCGCGGCAACCGCCGUCUACUUCUCUGCCUACGCGGCCAAAGGCUCCGCCUCGAGUUAUACCCCAGGUUUCACAAAGUGCCCUUGCAACUGCACAUGCUCAGCGGGAAAAGGCAGCCGAAGCCUACAAGAGAGGCGACUACGCGGUUGCUCAUGAGGCAUUCACAAAUGCCCUUACAGCUCUACCUGACAAGCAUCCUAUUGUGAUCAUCAUCCGCAGUAAUCGUGCGAUGACCGCUCUGAAGAUCGGCGAACCAAAAAUAGCAAUCAGCGACGCAGACUCCAUCUUAGAACUGGUUGGCCCUGCAAAAGGCGAAACAGAAAGCAUCGAUCUCUGUAAUGGCGAGCCCCAUAAGCCAAUGAAGGAUUUCUACGGUAAGGCCUUGGUACGCAAAGCAGAGGCCUUGGAGCAGUUAGAGAAAUGGGCGGACGCCGCACAGAUAUGGAAGUUGGCUGUGGAGAACGGUCAUGGGGGAAGCACGAGUAUCCAAGGCCGCAACCGCUGCGAAAAGGCCGCAGGUAUCAGCAAGCCCGCACCGAAGCCAACAGCUCCUUCACGACGACCCGCGGCCCCGGCGCCCAAGAAGAAAACAUCCGCCCUUGACGACCUCCAGGGUGCGCCGUCUGCAAGCAAAUCAGCAUCGUCCUUCGAGGCCGUGAACCGUCUCCGGGAAGCUAAUCAGGCUGCUGAACGUAGCGACGAGGAGAAGUUUGCUCUGACAGAGAGCGUUGAUGCACGUCUGGCAGCGUGGAAGAGCGGCAAACAAGACAACCUUCGUGCACUCCUGGGCAGUCUGGACACAGUCUUGUGGCCUGAGGCCAAUUGGAAGAAAAUUAACAUGUCCGAGCUAAUCAUGCCGAACAAAGUCAAGAUCCAGUACAUGAAGGGUAUUGCCAAAGUGCAUCCUGAUAAGAUACCAACUGAUGCCACAACAGAACAGCGCAUGAUAGCCGGUGCUGUGUUCGGCGUGCUAAACGAAGCCUGGGAUAAGUUCAAGGCCGAGAAUAAUCUUUAA
Molecule: messenger RNA, 2652 nt
Organism: Aspergillus nidulans FGSC A4
Lineage: Eukaryota; Fungi; Ascomycota; Eurotiomycetes; Eurotiales; Aspergillaceae
Product: UBA/TS-N domain protein
Exons: 2
Coding region: 1-2652 (883 amino acids)
Source: RefSeq, a predicted model, not a curated record